AUGGAGUCGUUGCGUACACAUCAAGUCAUGUUGAAUAGAACUAUUGAAGCUGUCGAGAAAAACAAACUUGAAAUAAGUUCUUUAAAACACAAGUUAUGUUUAAAUGCUGAAAAUAAUGUAAACAUUGAAGUUAAAAAACGACAAGAAAAAACAAACAACGUGCAAACAAGUCAAACUUGCUGGUCCGAAGUAACCAAGAGUCCUACUGAGAGCACGGAGCAGCCAUUCACCCUGGUAAAACACGGCAAAAAACAACGGUCAAUGAACAGUAAUUUAGAAGUAAAAAACACUGUUGACGACGUCACCCUCAGCCAAGCAAACAUCAAAGUCAGUCAGGCGACAAAAAGGACAGCUACAAAAAUUAUUGGAAAAAAAGUACUCGAAAAUUGCAAGCUGAAAGCUGAUAAAGAUCUCACAAAAAAAUCCGUUUUUUGCAUCAGUAAUGUACAACGAUGUCGCAGAAGUGAUGUUAUGGAAUAUCUAAGCGCAAAUGGGAUUAACGUGAUCACAUGCUAUCCAGUUAUAAAGAAAACUGAGGAAAAAAUCUCAGCAAAAACCAACAGCAACAACAGCAGUGAUGAACAGAAUGAACUCAAAAACAGAAAUGAAGAAGAAUCAACCGUUUUUAGAGUUUGCAUCGACAGAGAAGAUGUAAAAAAGAUAAAAGACCCCGAAAUAAUGCCUCAGCGCGUCAUCGUACGAGAGUGGCGAUUUGACAAAAAAACUGAACAGACGGUACAACAAAAAAUUAAUGAUGGAUAA
Molecule: messenger RNA, 762 nt
Organism: Helobdella robusta
Lineage: Eukaryota; Metazoa; Annelida; Clitellata; Rhynchobdellida; Glossiphoniidae
Exons: 1
Coding region: 1-762 (253 amino acids)
Source: RefSeq, a predicted model, not a curated record